Messenger RNA from Anisakis simplex (herring worm), 384 nucleotides. The record is from the annotation of a GenBank genome assembly. NCBI's taxonomy places the organism in Eukaryota, Metazoa, Nematoda, Chromadorea, Rhabditida, Anisakidae.
GUUCUUGUCACUGGUGCCUCUGGGUAUAUCGCACUGCAUUGUGUAAAGCAACUAUUGGAAGAUGGUUACACCGUUCGAGGAACUGUCAGAAAUCUUCAAAAUUCAGCAAAAAUUUCGCCUCUGCUUGCGCUCAAGUAUAGUUCUGAAAGGUUGGAACUAGUCGAAGCUGAUUUGGAACAUGCUGAAGAUUGGCCAAGUGUUCUCGAUGGUUGCGACUAUAUUCUUCACGUUGCAUCCCCUUGGCCAAUUAUCGCCGAUGAGAAUACGGUGAAAGUAGCCGUUGAAGGUACCAUAAACAUCUUAAAGGUAGCCGCGAAGAUACCAACAAUUAAAAAAAUCGUCUUGACAAGCAGUUGCUCUGCAAUCAAUGGUAUGCAGUUCUGA